This is a messenger RNA of Equus caballus (horse), 2806 nucleotides long. It is a transcript of the gene CAPN12, whose product is annotated as calpain 12. NCBI's taxonomy places the organism in Eukaryota, Metazoa, Chordata, Mammalia, Perissodactyla, Equidae. The record is from RefSeq and is a predicted model, not a curated record. Gene Ontology annotation, molecular function: calcium-dependent cysteine-type endopeptidase activity; calcium ion binding. Gene Ontology annotation, cellular component: cytoplasm. Gene Ontology annotation, biological process: proteolysis.
AUGGCGUGUGACAGCAGGAGGGUCACCAUCCAGCUGGUGGACGAGGAGGCAGGGCCUGGAACCAGGGGCCCAAAGCCUUUUCGGGGCCAGAGCUAUGAGAAAAUCCGAGCAGCCUGCCUGGAGGAGGGGGUUCUGUUCCGAGAUCCCUACUUCCCUGCUGGCCCAGAUACCCUUGGCUAUGACCAGCUGGGGCCGGACUCCGAGAAGACCAAAGGGGUGGAAUGGAUGCGGCCCCAUGAGUUUUGCGCUGAGCCGCAGUUCAUCUGUGAGGACAUGAGCCGGACAGACGUGUGUCAGGGGAGCCUGGGUAACUGCUGGUUUCUUGCGGCCGCGGCCUCCCUCACUCUGUACCCCCGGCUCCUAUGCAGGGUGGUCCCCCCUGGACAGGGUUUCCAAGAUGGCUACGCAGGUGUCUUCCACUUCCAGCUCUGGCAGUUUGGCCGCUGGGUGGACGUCGUGGUGGACGACAGGCUGCCUGUGCGUGAGGGCAAGCUGAUGUUCGUGCGCUCGGCUCAGCGGAAUGAGUUCUGGGCCCCGCUCCUGGAGAAGGCGUACGCCAAGCUCCACGGCUCCUACGAGGUGAUGCGAGGCGGCCACAUGAACGAGGCUUUCGUGGACUUCACGGGCGGCGUGGGCGAGGUGCUCUACCUGAGGCAAGGCACCCCGGGCCUCUUCUCGGCCCUGCGCCAUGCCCUGGCCAAGGAGUCCCUCGUGGGCGCCACUGCCCUGAGUGAUCGGGGCGAGUACCGCACAGAAGACGGGCUGGUGAAGGGACAUGCGUAUUCCGUCACGGGCACGCACAAGGUGUCCCUGGGCUUCACCAAGGUGCGGCUGUUGCGGCUGCGGAACCCAUGGGGCCGCGUGGAGUGGACCGGGGCCUGGAGCGACAGUUGCCCCCGCUGGGACGCGCUCCCCGCCGAGUGGCGAGAGGCCCUGCUGGUGAAGAAAGAGGACGGCGAGUUCUGGAUGGAGCUGCAGGACUUCCUUCACCACUUCGACACCGUCCAGAUCUGCUCGCUGAGCCCCGAGGUGCUGGGCCCCAGCCCGGCGGGAGGCGGCUGGCACAUCCACACCUUCCAAGGCCGCUGGGUGCGCGGCUUCAACUCCGGCGGGAGCCAGCCUGGUGCCGAAACCUUCUGGACCAACCCCCAGUUCCGGCUGACGCUGCUGGAGCCCGAUGACGAGGACGAGGACGAGGAGGGGCCCUGGGGGGGCUGGGGGGCAGCAGGGGCGCGGGGCCCUGCGCAGGGGGGCCGCACCCCCAAGUGCACUGUCCUCCUGUCACUCAUCCAGAGGAACCGACGGCGCCUGAGGGCCCAGGGCCUCACCUACCUCACCGUGGGGUUCCACGUGUUCCAGAUCCCGGAGGAGCUGCUGGGCCUCUGGGACUCCCCGCGCAGCCGCGCGCUCCUGCCGAGCCUGCUGCGCGCCGACCGCUCGCCCUUCUGCACCCGCCGCGACGUGAGCCGCCGCUGCCGCCUGCGCCCCGGCCACUACCUGGUGGUGCCCAGCGCCGCCCGCGCCGGCGACGAGGCCGACUUCACGCUGCGCGUCUUCUCCGAGCGCCGCCACACCGCGCGGGAGAUCGAUGACGCCAUCAGCGCCGACCUGCGCGCCCUGUCGGUCCCCUACGUUCCCCUGGAGGUGGGCUUGGAGCAGCUGUUUCAGGAGCUGGCAGGAGAGGAGGAAGAACUCAGCGCCCCUCAGCUCCAGACCUUACUAAGCAUCGCCCUGGAGCCUGCCAGGGCCCACGCGCGGACCCCGAGAGAGCUGGGGCUCAGGACCUGUGAGCAGCUGCUGCAGUGUUUUGGGCACGGCCGGAGUCUAGGCCUGCACCGUUUCCAGCAGCUCUGGCGCCACCUCCUGGAGUGGCAGGCCACAUUCGACAAGUUCGAUGAGGACGCCUCCGGGACCAUGAACUCCUACGAGCUGAGGCUGGCGCUGAAUGCGGCAGGCUUCCACCUCAACAACCAGCUGACCCAGGCCCUCACCAGCCGCUACCGGGACAGCCGCCUACGUGUGGACUUCGAGCGCUUCGUGGCCUGUGUGGCGCAGCUCACCUGCAUCUUCCGCCACUGCAGCCAGCACCUGGAUGGGGGCGAGGGCGUCGUCUGCCUGACCCACAGACAGUGGAUGGAGGUGGCCACCUUCUCCUAGGAUCUCGGUGCAGGAGCACCUGCUGCCAGAGGCGGGAGAGCGGCUGGGGCCCCGCCUUUCCCCUCCACCAGCCUGGACCAGCAUUUAUUCCGCAGAGAGGGGGUCUGAGCAGAGGCACCGCCUGCGGCCCUUCCCCUGCCUGUCUGGCCUGGGCUGAUGCUCUGGCGUAAGCAGCGGUUCAGAGCGCAGCCUCUAGGCCUCAGGAGCCGGCCUGCCUGGGGUCGAUUCCUGGCCCACCAUUCGCCAGCUGGGUGACCCCGGGCUGUGUCUGCACCUCUCUGGGCUCUGCACUCCUCACCUGUGUACGGGGCAGUCAUGGCACCUUCCUCGUGCAGGCUAUACUAGUUGGGGCGCAUUACUCGCUUAGAACAGUGCCUGGCCCAGAGCGGUCCCCGGGAGCACGCACUCCUCCACACUCAGGGGAACAGGGGCUGUGCCCUCCCCCAGCCCCCAGCCCCGCCUUGCUCUGGGAAGAGGUGUCCUAUCAUCGCUCUCCUAGAAGGCGGAGAGCGGAGACAGGAGAGAAGAAGAGAGAACACUGUAGAAAUCCUUCUUAAAAAUAUUACAUGUUUUAUUAUCCUGUCCCCAGAAGGGUGGUUUAUCCAGAAACCAAGAAAAAAAAAUAAUCAAUCAGAAUAAACUCAAAAAA